Messenger RNA from Vicugna pacos (alpaca), 1452 nucleotides. Lineage: Eukaryota; Metazoa; Chordata; Mammalia; Artiodactyla; Camelidae. The record is from RefSeq and is a predicted model, not a curated record.
GUGGAGCCGGGGCCCAGCGCUAGGGAGAGGGCCUGGGCCGAGAUCCCGGGCGAGCGGCUGGGGCAGGGUUGGGCCGGCUCAGGGUGGGGCAGGCAGAGGAGGUGGGCAUCCGGGGCCCCCUGGGCAGGAACCCGCACUGGACUCGGGGGUGGAGGCGGGUUGAGGAGGGCGGCAUGACCCCAGCGCGCCCCUCAUUCUGUGCUAUCUCUCUCCCCUUCCCGCCUGCCGGGCGCCCUCAGGCACCAUGCUGACCCGCCUGUUCAGCGAGCCCGGUCUCCUCUCGGACGUGCCCAAGUUCGCCAGCUGGGGCGACGGCGACGACGACGAGCCGAGGAGCGACAAGGGCGACGCGCCGCCUCCACCUCCGCCUCCGCCAGGGCCGGGGGCUCCCGGGCCCGCCCGGGCCGCCAAGCCGGUCCCUCUCCGUGCAGACGAGGUGCCGGAGGCCGCGCUGGCCGAGGUCAAGGAGGAAGGCGAGCUGGGGGGCGAGGAGGAGGAGGAAGAGGAGGAGGAGGAAGGGCUGGACGAGGCAGAGGGCGAGCGGCCCAAGAAGCGUGGGCCCAAGAAACGCAAGAUGACCAAGGCGCGCCUGGAGCGCUCCAAGCUGCGGCGGCAGAAGGCGAACGCGCGGGAGCGCAACCGCAUGCACGACCUAAACGCGGCGCUGGACAACCUGCGGAAGGUGGUGCCCUGCUAUUCCAAGACACAGAAGCUGUCCAAGAUCGAGACGCUGCGCCUCGCCAAGAACUACAUCUGGGCGCUCUCGGAGAUCCUCCCGGACUACAACAGCUCCGAGUACGAGGGCCCGCUGAGCCCCCCGCUCUGUCUCAAUGGCAACUUCUCGCUCAAGCAGGACUCGUCGCCCGACCACGAGAAGAGCUACCAUUACUCUAUGCACUACUCGGCGCUGCCCGGCUCGCGGCCCACGGGCCAUGGGCUGGUCUUCGGCUCGUCGGCUGUGCGCGGGGGCGUCCACUCGGAGAAUCUCUUGUCUUACGAUAUGCACCUUCACCACGACCGGGGCCCCAUGUACGAGGAGCUCAAUGCGUUUUUCCAUAACUGAGACCUUGAGCCCGCCCCUUUCUUUUUCUUUUGCCUUUGCCCGCACCCCUGUCCCCAGCACCCCCGAGCGCAGGGGCAUUCCCCACCUAACCCGGCGCGGGGCGCGGGGAGCGGGCCGCCGAUCCUGCUGCUCUUCUGGGCGGCGAGGUCCUCUUACCUGUGGGUGGCCCGUCCCAGGGGCCUCGCUUCCCCCAGGGGACUCGCCUUCUCUCUCCCCAAGAGGUUCCCUCCUCCUUUUUCCCAGGGAGUACUUUUACAGGGACUCCUCUUCGGGAACUCCCUGGAGACCCCUCCGCCCUAAUUCCCAAUUCCUGCACUUAGGUUUCCUCCUCCCCUUUCCCCCUGCAGGCCCAAAGGCGUUGGUAAGGGGGCAGCUGAGCUGUGGGAUAC